UCAUGAACGCGCAAACCUCCAGGGUGCUGUUCAGGCGGCAGUUGCUUGCUAAGGGCAAGCACAGGGUGGGGCGAGAGUCGUACAGAUGUUUCUCAUGCUCGGUUCGAUACGCGCAGCAGCAAACACCGCCGAAACGGACACAGGAUGCGCCGGGGACCACGCAUUUCGGGUUUGAGACGGUUGCGGAGGCGAUCAAGGAGCAGAAAGUCGGCGCAGUCUUCUCCUCCGUCGCCUCAUCGUACGAUACCAUGAACGACCUCAUGUCCCUUGGGAUCCACCGUCUGUGGAAAGACCAUUUCGUGCGAAACCUUAAUCCCGGCCGUAAUCCGCUCACAUAUCCGUCCACGUCAUCAGAAGAGAAGGGUUGGAAUAUCCUGGACAUUGCUGGUGGAACGGGAGACAUCGCUUUCAGGAUGCUCGACCACGCAUCAAACAUCAACAACGACGCUCAUACGAAAGUCACGGUUGCCGACAUAAAUCCAGAUAUGCUGGCUGAAGGACGGAAACGCGCGCUUGAGACGCCAUACGCGCGGUCACCGCGGCUCAGAUUCAUCGAGGCAAAUGCGGAGAAGCUGGACAUGAUACCCGAUUCGAGCGUCGACCUCUACACCGUCGCAUUCGGCAUCCGGAACUUCACGCACAAGGACGCUGCAAUCCGGGAGGCAUUCCGCGUGCUCAAGCCCGGUGGCGUGUUUGCCUGUCUCGAGUUCUCCAAGGUCAAUAACUCCGUGUUUGAUGCGGUGUAUAAGAGGUGGAGUUUCAGCGCUAUCCCGCUCAUUGGGCAGUUGGUAGCGGGAGAUAGGGAUAGCUACCAGUACCUGGUGGAGAGUAUUGAGAGGUUUCCCAGCCAGACGGAGUUUAGGGAUAUGAUAAAGGAGACCGGGUUUCUUGUCCCAGGACAGGGCUGGGAGGAUUUGACCGGAGGCAUUGCUGCGAUUCACAAGGGCGUGAAACCCGCAUGACAGGCUUCUUACCUCCAUGUAUAGCUAUAUAGAGUGUAGAGUUACAACCGGAACUGUGUAUAUCACGACUUUCGCAGAACCAGGAUCAGACAG
This is a messenger RNA of Trematosphaeria pertusa, 1055 nucleotides long. RefSeq names its product UbiE/COQ5 methyltransferase. The record is from RefSeq and is a predicted model, not a curated record. The transcript has 2 exons. The annotation marks the transcript as partial. NCBI's taxonomy places the organism in Eukaryota, Fungi, Ascomycota, Dothideomycetes, Pleosporales, Trematosphaeriaceae. Gene Ontology annotation, biological process: ubiquinone biosynthetic process. Gene Ontology annotation, molecular function: methyltransferase activity.